AUUUAAGCAAUUGAUUCAAAGAAAAACAGCCUACGAUAUUAACAAACUCUUUAACUCUAGUGACUCUAUAUCUCCUUUUUCCUUCGUUGCAUGUCUCGCCCCCUUCAAAUAUUUCUUUAACUACUUUAACUUACACUCACAACAACAUAACUUCUUAUGUUAUAAUUUCCUUUAGCCGACCGAAAUCGAAUCCGAAACUCUCAUAUUUAAAUAACUUACAUCAUUAACCACAACAGCAAAACUCGGUCAGAUUCGAAUCCGACACUCUCAAUCUUGAAAACUAUAUAAGGGCACGCGAUUAUUUUGUGUGUGUCCUCCUUGGUCAUACUUGUCGAUGAAGAAAUACAAUUCGAGCUUUACUUUUUUUUCUUUCCAUAUUCUUCUGUUUACUAUUUUCAUUUGUAGUCCAAUAUGCAAAUCACAAGAUACAGAUGGUUUAUGUGCAUUAGCUUAUUGUGGGGAAGGGAUAUGUAAGAAUAUCAACAUUUCAUCAAUAAUACCAAGUUUUGAAUGUGAAUGCAAACCUGGUUGGAACAAGGUUCAAAUUGGUCUUGUCACCUUCCCUUCUUGUUUAAUUCCUAACUGCACGGUGGACUUGCAAUGUGGAAAUGGAUCACCGCCGCCUCCGCCUCCUCCUAUCGCUCUGCCGACGCUAAAUUUUACUGACCCCUGCAACUUAAUUUGGUGUGGCGAAGGUAGCUGCAAGCCUAAUGCCAAUGGAACAAGGCACACGUGUCAGUGCAAUGAAGGCUCAGCAAAUUUAGUGAAUAAUACUGAAAUGCCUUGCUUUCAAAAAUGUUUCCUUGGAGCAGAUUGCAAUAAUCUUGGAUUACUUCCACCAGCUCCGCCAUCACCCAUUAAUUCAGGUUCGAAAAAUGAAUCACCACCACCACCACCACCACCACCACCACCACCGAGUUCCUCCGACUCGGAUGGACCGGGUCCAUCAAAAGCGUUAAGUUCUUGGAGGAGUCUCCCUCUUGGUGCACUAAUCAUGAUUUUUCUGGCAGCAACAUUGGCUUAACUAGGGGAGAACAUAAUAAUAUAAUUUCUUUUAUUUUAUCACUCAAAGUAUUAUAGAUAUAUUUAAAUUGGCUCCCAAAUAGAUUCUCAUUUAAUUUUUUAUCUUUCUAUUUUGCAACUCAAGAUUAUAAUUAGUGUUGUUAUGCUCUUGUAAAA
Mercurialis annua (annual mercury) is the source of this 1179-nucleotide messenger RNA. RefSeq lists its product as uncharacterized. NCBI's taxonomy places the organism in Eukaryota, Viridiplantae, Streptophyta, Magnoliopsida, Malpighiales, Euphorbiaceae. The record is from RefSeq and is a predicted model, not a curated record. The transcript has 6 exons. The coding region runs from base 335 to 1024 and encodes 229 amino acids.